Messenger RNA from Macadamia integrifolia, 1206 nucleotides. RefSeq names its product aquaporin PIP2-5-like. Gene Ontology annotation, molecular function: water channel activity. Lineage: Eukaryota; Viridiplantae; Streptophyta; Magnoliopsida; Proteales; Proteaceae. The record is from RefSeq and is a predicted model, not a curated record. Bases 77 to 931 code for a protein of 284 amino acids. Gene Ontology annotation, cellular component: plasma membrane. Gene Ontology annotation, biological process: transmembrane transport. The transcript is spliced from 3 exons.
CCUUUUCAUUCUCAUCUAAACACAAACACCACAAGCCUAUUCUCCUACUUCUCCUUCCACCUCUCCUACUGACAGUAUGGGAAAGGACAUUGAAGUAGCCCAGCAAGGAGAGUUCAUGGCAAAGGACUACCAAGAUCCACCUCCUUUGCCAUUGAUUGAUGCUGAAGAACUCACCAUGUGGUCUUUCUAUAGGGCUAUCAUUGCUGAGUUCAUUGCAACCCUUCUGUUUCUUUAUAUCACUGUUUUGACAGUGAUUGGAUACAAAAGCCAGACUGACCCAAAUAAUAAUGGUGAUGAUUGUGGUGGUGUGGGAAUCCUCGGCAUCGCUUGGGCUUUUGGUGGCAUGAUCUUCGUCCUUGUCUACUGCACCGCUGGUGUCUCUGGAGGACAUAUCAACCCUGCAGUGACAUUUGGGCUAUUUCUAGCCCGUAAAGUGUCAUUAAUCCGAGCCGUGAUGUACAUGGUGGCACAGUGCUUGGGUGCCAUGUGUGGUGUAGGGUUAGUUAAGGGCUUCCAAAAGGCUUACUUUGUGAGGUAUGGAGGUGGAGCCAAUGAGGUCUCGGCCGGUUACAGCAAGGGGACAGGUUUAGCAGCUGAAAUCAUCGGUACCUUUGUCCUUGUUUACACUGUCUUCUCUGCUACUGAUCCCAAAAGAAAUGCCAGAGACUCCCAUGUCCCGGUAUUAGCACCAUUGCCAAUUGGGUUUGCAGUUUUCAUGGUGCACUUGGCCACAAUCCCAAUCACAGGCACAGGUAUAAACCCAGCUAGAAGUCUUGGAUCUGCUGUGAUAUACAACAAAGACAAGGCUUGGGAUGACCACUGGAUCUUCUGGGUUGGACCUUUUAUUGGUGCUGCCAUUGCAGCUUUAUACCACCAAUACAUUUUAAGAGCGGCAGCGAUCAAAGGUUUUGGGUCAUCCAGGAGCACCUAAAUUUUAUUGCUUCAAGUCUGCUUUUGUUUCUUUUGAUACGUGUCUGGACAUGUUUGGGAAACGUGGAGAUGAUGUCUUUAAAUAAUAAUAAUAAUUAAGGAGAAGGUUUGGCUGAAACUGUAGAUACAGUUAUGUUUAGGAAUUUAGAUAAGAUGGGUGUGAAGGGAAGGGAGUCUUUUCUCUCCUCUUUUUCAUUUUUUCUUUUGUCCCUAAACUCUUGUUGCUAUGGUAUCUUUGUGUAAGCAUAUAUAUUCUCAACGUAAGCAUAUGUGUCA